Raphanus sativus (radish) is the source of this 1698-nucleotide messenger RNA. Its product is annotated as S-alkyl-thiohydroximate lyase SUR1. Gene Ontology annotation, molecular function: pyridoxal phosphate binding; transaminase activity. The record is from RefSeq and is a predicted model, not a curated record. Lineage: Eukaryota; Viridiplantae; Streptophyta; Magnoliopsida; Brassicales; Brassicaceae. The transcript is spliced from 7 exons. Gene Ontology annotation, biological process: amino acid metabolic process; biosynthetic process. The coding region runs from base 60 to 1406 and encodes 448 amino acids.
GUAUCGUAACUCCAUACUUCCUCAUCUUAUUUUGCAACUUAGUCCAAAAAGGGAACACGAUGAGCCAACACACGAACCUGUUGCUUCCUUCAUUUGAAACAGACCAAGAUGAAGAAGUUGAACGCAAAACCGAGACGCAGACGCUAAACGGUGGUGGUAAUGCCUGGAGGUUCAAAGGAAACAGGGCGGCAAAAGAAGCGGCAAGUGUCUCAAUUAAAAGUGUCCUUUCUAGGUUAUUUGACAACUGUAGAAAAGACGUAAAAAGGACCAUUUUGCCCCUGGGCCACGGUGAUCCGUCCGUCUACUCUUGCUUCAAGACUUCCGUUGAUGCUGAGGAUGCCGUUACUGAGUCCCUUCGAUCUGGUGCCGCCAACUCCUACGCCCCAGGGGUUGGUAUUUUACCGGCCAGGAGGGCGGUGGCAAAUUAUUUGAACCGAGACCUUCCGCAUAAACUAAAAUCAGACGAUAUAUUUAUGACGGUCGGGUGCUGCCAAGGGAUAGAGACCAUAAUUAAUGUUCUGUCCUGUCCCAAGUCGAAUAUCUUGCUCCCCAGUCUUGUCUAUCCUCUCUACUAUAGUCGCGCUAUAUAUAGCCAAGUCGAGAUUCGCAAGUAUGAUCUCGUCCCUGACCAAGACUGGGAGAUAGAUCUCCAAGGCAUUGAAGCCAUUGCAGAUGAUAAUACAAUCGCUAUGGUGAUAUCUAACCCUCACAACCCAUGUGGAAAUGUGUACACGUAUCAUCAUCUAAAGAAGGUGGCUGAGAUGGCGAAGAAACUAGGGAUAGUGGUUAUUUCUGAUGAAGUUUAUAAGCACACAAUAUAUGGAGAGAAUCCAUUUGUCCCGAUGGGGGUAUUCGCAUCGAUUGCUCCUGUGGUUACACUCGGAUCCAUUUCCAAGGGGUGGCUCGUCCCUGGCUGGAGAAUAGGUUGGAUGGCGAUGCAUGAUCCAAAUAAUGUUUUCAAAACCACUGGGGUCGUUGAAUCCAUCAAGGACUUUCUUAACAUAAGUCCAGAUCCAUCGACAAUUCUACAGUUUGCACUUCCAAAUAUCUUGGAGAAGACAAAGAAAGAUUUCUUUGAGAAGAAAAACCUGACAUUUAAGCAGAACGUAGAUAUGAUGUUCGAUGCCCUCAAGGAGAUUCCUUGCCUCGUUUGCCCUAAGAAACCUGAGUCGUGUACCUACUUAGUGACAAAAUUGGACCUAUCACUCUUGGAGGACAUCACAGACGAUGUUGAUUUCUGCAUGAAGCUGGCCCGAGAGGAGAGUCUCGUCCUUUUACCUGGAGAGGCGUUAGGCAAGAAGAAUUGGGUGAGAAUCUCAAUUGGAGUCGAGAGAUCAAUGCUAGAAGACGCUUUCUUGAGGCUCAAAGUCUUCUGUGCUCGCCAUGUCAAAUCACAAACCACUUAAAAGACUUCAUUGUCAUAAACCUGAGAGGCCCUAUCGUUCUACUGUUUUUGUAUUUUCUCUAUUCAAUAAAUUUCUCGAUAAUGUUCGAGAGACUUUGGGUUGUUGUGUGUGUGUGUGCGCACGUGUGUUUAAGUAGCUAUCUAUGAUUGUCCAUUUGUCCGUUUAGAACGUCGUUUUAGUGGAGUCAUGUCAUAACAUGAUGUUACGAGCUUGCCAUCUUGUAUGCGAGUUGAGAAAAAAUAAUAUCUGACGUGUGUUUCAAAAUAAAAAUAUAAUAAUUAAAACCUUUUUA